CUCUUCUCGAGGGUGCCCAGUCUUUAAAAUGCGCAGCAGAAGGUUACCGUUGGUGGCGGCUCCAUUCAUUGUCCUGCUAUUAUUGGGAAGCUUAUACAUUGGACGCGAUCGCCUGUCGUGGUUCCCAAGCUCUCAAAGGCGCCCGAUCCCAUACAAGCAGCUGUCCAAGGAGGUUAUACACAAUGGCUCUAUCCUACCGGCGGAAACCAUUAGCGAGUACCUCGAGACCAUCUACAAUGUGAAGCAAUUCCCAACACUGGAGAAUCUCGAGUGCCCGGCUAUCAACGUCACACGAUACAAGUCGCUCAAGUCUGGGAAACCAUCGCCGAAACGACCGGCACCCUCUUCUCCUCCCCCAGUUCCAUCCUCAUCAACAUCUCCAUCAGCAUCGUCGUCUCUACCUCUGUUUUCAUUGCCUCCUUCAUCUCUGUCUACAUCCUCGCCCUCAUCUUCAGCUCUAGCGUCAUCGGCAUCAGCAUCUUCAUCUCUCCUAGAAUCUUCUCCAUCAUCACCAUCCAGUACUCCUGCUUCUCUUCCUCGUUCACUCUCACACACAAGGCCCGCCGACGUCGAGAUCCGUUACUUCUUCGCUCUCGACUUGAGGAACUGCAUCGGCCUACUCCCUCGUCUCAUUGGCAGCAUCAUUGAAGUCAUUCAGUUCCUCGGCCCUCACUCAUGUGCUCUCUCUAUUGUAGAGGGAGACUCCCCUGACGGCACCGGGGAUGUGCUCGCCGCUCUACGACCCAGCCUUGAGGCGCUGGGCGUCACUUACAUCUACAACUCUUCCACCGUCCACUCGGCCGAAGGCAACCGCAUAGCCAAGCUUGCAGCGCUGCGCAACAUGCCCCUGGAGCCCAUCUAUCAAAAGACUCUGCCCAUUUCCGACGACGCCAGCGUCAUCUUUCUCAACGAUGUGGCGGCGUGUCCCGAAGACAUUCUCGAGCUGCUCCUGCAGAAAAAGGACCUCAAUGCCGACAUGACUUGCGCCAUGGACUGGACGUAUUCCGGCGACGAUCCCACUUUUUACGACGUCUGGAUCGCACGAGGAAUGAAUGGAGACUCGUUUUUCCACAUCCCGGCCAGCGGCAAUUGGGGCGAAGCGCACAACCUCUUUUGGAAUGCGCCGGAUACGAAGUCCCGCUUUGAGCAGCUGCGCCCUUUCCAGGCGUUUGCAUGCUGGAACGGCGCCACCGUCUUUAGCGCCCAGCCGAUUGCUGAGGGCCUUCGCUUCCGUACCAACUACGACAAGACGGGAGAGUGUUUCCAGGGCGAACCCGUCUUGUUUUGCAAGGACAUGUGGUGGCGAGGCUACGGCAAGAUUGCUGUCGUACCGAGCGUCAAUCUCGAGUACAGCGUCAAGAACGGCAGGAGGCUCAAGCAGCUCAAGGGCUUUGUCUCCGAUAAUGUUGUCAACCACGACGCGCGAAGCGAUAGGAUUGAGUGGGCGGGCCCUCCAGAUACGGUGCGAUGCAUGCCGACGUGGAAGGAUCAGUUUUUCCAGCGGUGGAACAAGAGCUUGACGCCGUGAUGAGUUGGAGCAGGGCAAGCAGAAAUAGCCAUUGGCUAAAGUAAAAUAAUAUAUAAUGUAUAUCAUAUAGACG
This is a messenger RNA of Trichoderma virens Gv29-8, 1601 nucleotides long. RefSeq names its product glycosyltransferase family 69 protein. The transcript is spliced from 2 exons. The record is from RefSeq and is a predicted model, not a curated record. Lineage: Eukaryota; Fungi; Ascomycota; Sordariomycetes; Hypocreales; Hypocreaceae. The coding region runs from base 29 to 1528 and encodes 499 amino acids.